Chanos chanos (milkfish) is the source of this 1287-nucleotide messenger RNA. It is a transcript of the gene dynlt4, whose product is annotated as dynein light chain Tctex-type 4. NCBI's taxonomy places the organism in Eukaryota, Metazoa, Chordata, Actinopteri, Gonorynchiformes, Chanidae. The transcript has 5 exons. Gene Ontology annotation, molecular function: dynein intermediate chain binding. The coding region runs from base 1 to 1287 and encodes 428 amino acids. Gene Ontology annotation, biological process: microtubule-based movement. The record is from RefSeq and is a predicted model, not a curated record. Gene Ontology annotation, cellular component: cytoplasm; cytoplasmic dynein complex.
AUGCUAAAUGGGAAAUACUAUUCUCUGGUGAAGGCCCGGCGACAGGGUGGCAAGAUCGCUGACACAGCCCAACUGCUUCUCACCAGGCCCGGGCUCCGUGCGGAGGACCGCUCCCCUCUGGAUCCGGGGGACGGGGUGGGGAUGGGGUGGGUGGCAGAAGCAGUGCCAGCUUGUGUCCGCCCCAAACCUCUGUCUGUGAGGUCCUCUAACCACGCUCCAGACAGCACUACACCGCUAACCUCUGUGCCCACACUGGGUCUCCCCGCGUGGGGAGGAUUCCUCUGGGCACUGGACGCUGAGCGCAGUUCUGCGCUGAGGCUGUCAGACACAGACACCCAGCUGGCUGAGUGUGUGCUGUGCCGCGCUGAGUACAUUACUCACUGUCCUCUAGGCCGAUCUGGCACCAGCUCCUCCAUUCCCACAGAAUUCCUCACUUCCCUGCGGCGGCUGCCAGCCACGGAACGCCGGCGGAAGCUCUGUGGCUUCAGCUCAGCUCUGUGUGAGGUCCACCUUCACGGCGUGAGCAGUCUGCUGGCAGAACAAACAUGGGCAGGCAGCUUAACCAUGACCACCGAGCCCCUGCCCCUUUCCGAGGAGACGCUAGCUCAGUUUAACCGUUCCCUGGCUACAGAGACUGGAGGAGCGAGCUACACGAGGAGACGUUUGGGAUCCAUCUCCACACACCGAAGCUUUAAGGAGCAGUCAAAGGAGCAGUAUCAUCCCAGACACCCUCCUUUUCUUCUCAAGGGCAUCACCGGUGCCCUCUCCGAAUCCUCGCCGCUAAGCCCCACCGUCAGCAACCCGAACUCCCCCUUUCACAGGAAAGAGUCUGUCUUCCUGGGAAAGCGCUUCUCCUUUGGGGGCUGGCAGCAUGCAGGCCCGGUCAGUUUCUCCGGGUUGCCUCUACUCCAGCCUGUAAAAGAGGUCCGUCUGGAGAACACGUAUAGAUUGGGACCAGAUCCGGGCUGCUGCUUAAAUGCUAGCAGAGCCCAGCAGAUUCUCCAGGCCACGCUGGACAGUUAUCUGAAUGGGGCAUGUUACAACCCUGCUACAUGCAGCCAGCUCAGCCAGAUCCUGGCAGAUUUGGUGCGCAACAAGGUGAAAGACAUCAGCCCACCCCGAUAUAAAGUGGUCUGUCAGGUGGUAAUGGGCCAGAAGGCUAAACAAGGUAUCAAAAUAGCCAGUCGUACCUUACUUAACCCCGAUACAGACAACUAUGUUACGGCUGUCUUCCAAAACCACUCAAUUUUCGCUGUGGCCAUAGUCCAUACGCUGUAUUUUGAGUGA